Molecule: messenger RNA, 1940 nt
Organism: Enhydra lutris kenyoni (northern sea otter)
Lineage: Eukaryota; Metazoa; Chordata; Mammalia; Carnivora; Mustelidae
Product: integrin-linked protein kinase
Exons: 12
Coding region: 320-1678 (452 amino acids)
Biological process (GO): protein phosphorylation; substrate adhesion-dependent cell spreading; integrin-mediated signaling pathway
Cellular component (GO): stress fiber; focal adhesion
Molecular function (GO): protein kinase activity; ATP binding; protein binding
Source: RefSeq, a predicted model, not a curated record
CCCCCUCCCCCCAGGUCUGUUCUCGGGUAGGGUCCCCGAGCUUGUUCGCCGACACCCCUUCAGGAGACUCUACUUCCUAAUCACCUUCUAUUCUACUUCGCGCGGACCCGCCUUACCCUCGCGCCCAGGGGACACAGGGAUCAUCCCGCCUAGCCGAACUCCUUCCCAGACGUCCACUAGCCGGGGAGGCAGCGGGAGACCCCCACCCCCUUAUCUCCGGUAAGGGACAAAGCUUUCGGGGUUCACUCCCCCCUUCCGUGGAUACCUUCACAGUCCGCAGGCUUCCCCAAUCUAGGGGACUCAGCGCCGGGACGCUGCUAUGGACGACAUUUUCACUCAGUGCCGGGAGGGCAACGCGGUGGCCGUUCGCCUGUGGCUGGACAACACGGAGAACGACCUCAACCAGGGGGAUGAUCAUGGCUUCUCCCCCUUGCACUGGGCCUGCCGAGAGGGCCGUUCUGCUGUGGUUGAGAUGCUGAUCAUGCGGGGGGCACGAAUCAAUGUGAUGAACCGUGGGGAUGACACCCCCCUGCACCUGGCAGCCAGUCAUGGACACCGUGAUAUUGUGCAGAAGCUCUUGCAGUAUAAAGCUGACAUUAAUGCAGUGAAUGAGCAUGGAAACGUGCCCCUGCACUAUGCCUGUUUUUGGGGCCAAGAUCAGGUUGCAGAGGACCUGGUAGCUAAUGGGGCUCUUGUCAGCAUUUGUAACAAGUAUGGAGAGAUGCCUGUGGACAAAGCCAAGGCACCCCUGAGAGAGCUCCUCCGAGAGCGGGCAGAGAAGAUGGGCCAGAACCUUAACCGUAUUCCAUACAAGGACACUUUCUGGAAGGGAACCACCCGCACUCGGCCCCGAAAUGGGACUCUGAACAAACACUCCGGCAUUGACUACAAACAGCUCAACUUUUUGGCAAAGCUCAACGAGAAUCACUCUGGAGAGCUAUGGAAGGGCCGUUGGCAGGGCAAUGACAUCGUUGUGAAGGUGCUAAAGGUUCGAGACUGGAGUACAAGGAAGAGCAGGGACUUCAACGAGGAGUGUCCCCGUCUCAGGAUUUUCUCGCAUCCAAAUGUGCUCCCAGUGCUAGGUGCCUGUCAGUCUCCGCCUGCUCCUCACCCCACCCUCAUCACACACUGGAUGCCAUAUGGAUCCCUGUACAAUGUAUUACAUGAAGGCACCAAUUUUGUUGUGGACCAGAGCCAGGCUGUGAAGUUUGCGUUGGACAUGGCAAGGGGCAUGGCCUUCCUACACACAUUAGAGCCCCUCAUCCCACGACAUGCACUCAAUAGCCGUAGUGUAAUGAUUGAUGAGGAUAUGACUGCCCGAAUCAGCAUGGCCGACGUCAAGUUCUCCUUCCAAUGCCCUGGGCGCAUGUAUGCACCUGCCUGGGUGGCCCCUGAAGCACUGCAGAAGAAGCCUGAAGAUACAAACAGACGCUCAGCAGACAUGUGGAGUUUUGCAGUGCUUCUGUGGGAACUGGUGACACGGGAGGUACCCUUUGCUGACCUCUCCAACAUGGAGAUUGGAAUGAAGGUGGCACUGGAAGGCCUUCGGCCUACUAUCCCACCAGGCAUUUCCCCCCAUGUGUGUAAGCUCAUGAAGAUCUGCAUGAAUGAAGACCCUGCUAAGCGGCCUAAAUUUGACAUGAUUGUGCCUAUCCUGGAGAAGAUGCAGGACAAGUAGAGCUGGAAAGCCCUUGCCUAAACUCCAGAGGUGUCAGGACACGGUUAGGGGAGUAUGUCUCCCCAAAGCAGCAGGCUUCUGGUUGCCUCCCCUGCCUCCAGUCAUGGUACUACCCCAGCCAUGGGGCCCAUCCCCUGCCCCCAUCCCUACCACUGCAGCCCCCAAAGGGGCUAGGCUCAGAGCUUUGUCACUUGCCACACGGUAUCUCCCAGCAUGGGAGGGACCAGCCCUGCCUGUCACAAUAAAGUUUAUUAUGAAAACA